AUGUCGGACAUGAAGGCACAAGAGGAGGUGCAUGGCAUAUCUUCUGCCUUGGAAAACGAGACCCAUGUUACUGCUGGCUUUGGUCAAACUACCAAACGUGCGGGUGCGAAGACCAAAGAAGUCCACAAUGCCGAUCUGUUCGCUGCUAUUGAGGAAACCAAAAUCGAAAGAUGGAGCAAAGAAUCGAUCCAUUUGUACUUCUGUAUUUUUGUUGCUUUCUGCUGCGCCUGCGCCAACGGUUAUGAUGGAUCGUUGAUGGGAUCGAUUCUUGCCAUGGACCACUACCAGGAAGUCUUCAAUACGGGAAUGGAUGGACCCAAGGUCUCUCUUGUUACGUCUUUAUACACAGUCGGUUCUAUCGUCGCCACCCCAUUCAGUGCUGUCAUCUCCGACAAGCUUGGCCGUCGCAAGUGCAUGUUCGUUGGUGGAUGGAUUAUCAUUAUUGGCUCUAUUAUCAUCGCCACUGGAAUGACCCUGCCUCAAUUCGUUGUCGGUCGGUUCGUCUUGGGUGUUGGAAUCCAGGUUAUGAUCGUCUCAGCCCCGGCAUAUGCCGUCGAGAUUGCGCCGCCCCACUGGCGUGGUCGGGCAGUCGGAUUCUACAACUGCGGUUGGUUCGGAGGUUCCAUUCCAGCUGCUGCCAUCACAUACGGCUGCAAUUACAUUGGUAGUAACUACCAGUGGCGAAUUCCUUUCAUCUGCCAGUGCUUUGCUUGUGUCAUUGUCAUUUGCUCUGUCUGGUUCAUCCCCGAGUCACCUCGUUGGCUCAUGACCCAAGGUCGCAAUGAAGAGGCCAUUGCGUUUUUGGUCAAGUACCACGGUAACGGCGACCCCAACGCACGAUUGGUCCUUCUUGAGGUUGAGGAGAUGAGGGAGGGUAUCCGCAUCGAUGGUAUCGACAAGAGAUGGUGGGAUUACCGACCUUUCGUUACUACACACAGCGGUCGCUGGCGUUUCGCCCAAGUUAUGAUGAUCUCGAUCUUUGGACAGUGGUCCGGUAACGGACUUGGCUACUUCAACGCCACUAUCUACAAGGUUAUUGGAUACGAGCAGAGCUCUACACAGCUGUUGCUCAACCUUGUCAACUCUAUCGUCUCUGCCAUCGGAGCUCUCACUGCUGUGCACUUGACUGACAGGAUGCGUCGUCGUCCUGUUCUUAUCUUCGGUACUUUGGCCUGCGCCGUAACUCUGGCCAUCAACGCCGGUAUCUUGCAAGAGGUUGCCAACACCGGACACAUUGCCAAGACCAAGGGCCAGGCUGCUCUUGCUUUCUACUACCUUUUCAACGUUGUCUUCUCAUUCACCUACACUCCACUCCAGGGUGUCAUCCCAGCAGAAGCCCUCGAAACCACAACUCGUGCCAAGGGACUGGCACUCUCCGGAUUCAUGGUCAGCAGCAUCAGUUUCAUCAGUCAGUUUGCGACACCCAUCGGUUUGCAGAAUAUCUCGACCAAUUAUUUCUGGAUCUUCGUCGGCUGGGAUGUGCUCGAAUCCAUUUUCUGGUACUUCUUCUGUGUCGAGUCUCAGGGUCGUACUCUGGAAGAGUUGGAGUGGGUAUACCAGCAGCCCAACCCCGUCAAGGCAUCCCAGAACGUGGACAGGAUUGUUGUCCAGAGCGAUGGAACUGUCACGGAAAAGAUCGAAGAUGGUGCUUGA
This is a messenger RNA of Penicillium olsonii, 1653 nucleotides long. The record is from the annotation of a GenBank genome assembly. Lineage: Eukaryota; Fungi; Ascomycota; Eurotiomycetes; Eurotiales; Aspergillaceae.